AUGCCUGCAUCUCGAAAGAAUCCACAGGCGAUCAUCGGCGACAUGAACCAGUUUGAAGAACCUGUACAUUCGUCUCCUCGCUCGGAGCCACAGCAACCACAUCAACAGCAACAACAGACCAUGAGCAGGAGACAAUCGCAGAGUAGUCAAAAGUCGACUCAAUCCCGCUUUGGUCAUACCGCCUCUCACAUCACUGGUAUCCUCUCGCCCGUAUCGCCCACCUCGACUUCAGCGGCGGGCGAAACACAAGGAAGCAGGGUUACUCCCAAACAAAUCUCGACCUUCCCCGGUGCUUUCCCAACUCCUGCCAGGGACUCGCCUACAAAGGACAAACCUGCUCACGACGCCGACAGGAGGUACAACCAAGCCCUGCUCAGCCCAACAAGUCCAACUACGAUGAUUACAUCUCAGGUCGUCGGCGGUCGAUAUCUCACAAACCGGAUCUCUAUGCCCAACCUCGCGGGAGACGCUGCACAUCCACAUUGGCCGUCCCAGGACUCUUACCAUAGCAGUAACUCAGGACCAACCAGAGCCAAUAGUGCGAAUGGACCACCUCCUGAAAAGAUGUACCUCCAGGAUACCAACAACGUGAUGCGAUCAUCAUCUUCGGGAACUCGGAGCGCCUACCACCUGCCUAGACGGAAUACGUCCGAGAUCAGUGUAGGUAGGUAUGGCGAUGAAAACGCCUCGUUUAAACAGGAACUUCACAAUACCCAAGAUCCGCGACAGUCCCAGUCCGGGAUGAUGCCAAGGUCGACCACAGAGUAUUACAACCAACAAAUGCUUGCUGCAGGACUCUACCACCCCUCUGCCGGUGUUCCUCCCGCGCAACAACCCUACGACUACAACAGCACUGGAGCGACCCCAUACCAACAGCCUCGUCCAUACCAGCAUAGAAUUGCCAUCUGCGGAGCUGAUCAGCCUCAGUACAGCCGAGGACACCAUUUAGGACUUUAUUCUGACCUCUCGCUCGAGGCCUUGGCCAUGCAUAAUCGAUCCCAGAGUGCACUCGAUCCACCACGAUCGCACGCGAGUCAUGGAUCGGUACAUGGACGUAGUCGUAGCCAAGUCAACCUACGACGAGAGGGAAGUGUAGCCUUCAAUCCCUAUGACCACCAACACCAGCAACAGCCCUCCUACUAUCCUCUUCCGAUGCCCCCUCAGGCACAGUCGGCUCCUAUGAAUCGCCUUUCACUUGGCCAAGGAGUGGCUGGUCCUAGUAUUACCAUUCCCCCGGUCAGAGGCGCUCGACCCCAGUCUGCUCUGGCGUCUUAUGGCGCCCUGACCGCGUCGCCAACCGAGAGUUCGCCGUCUACCAGCGCCACGUCUGUAACAUACCCCUAUCGUUUCCCCAACUCGCCUCCUACUCCUGGCACGGGGAGUACAGGAACUCCGACGAGUGCUGGCACCUCCAUGUCGGCUGUCUCUGUGAUGGGCUCUACUUUCGGUCCUAGGGAGCAGAGGAGGAAGAGUGAGACGGCUCGGAUGGCUCCUAGUGCUUCUAUGACUGCUUCGACGUUCACGGCGCGCAAGUUCUCGGUUGAUGCGGGGACUACUUUGGCUAGUUCGACUACCUCUGCGUCCUUUCUGGCGCAUAUUGCUCUUCCACCGGCUCCUCCUAACAUGUCCGGAAGAGAGACGGUGACCAACACUGACAGUUAUAACAACCAUUCUGUAGAGGAUACGAGUGACCCUCAAGAAGGACUGGGAACCUACACCGCCAAGAAGCCCAAGGCAACUCUGUUCCGAACCUUCAAGCAGAUUAUCAACCCUCGUAAGGUCGCUGAGAAGGAUGCUGUCAAACACCAUCGGGAGCACUUUGCAUGGAUGGAGAUGCAGAAGAGUUUGAGACGUGUGCCCUCGCCCGACAUUGGCAAGGAGCGACCCUUCUUUGCGCCAGACGACGGCCUUGAUGAACUACAAGGUCAGGAUCCGUUUGAGGUUCUGAAGCGAUGCCAUGUGAUGAGGGACACCUCGCCAGGACCUGGCGCAACCACGGUCAACUCUCUGCUCGAUGUUGGACCGGCGGCGUUUACCCAGGUCGACAAGGUUGCCAGGAACGUCAACCAGCGUGGUCCUCACAUAACGCCACAGUUGCUGUCCCAAAAGUACCUUACUCGACCGUACGCCAAGGCGCCCCUGUCCAAGCUCCGGGUGUUGUUUGUCUGGGUAAGCGAGAAUAUUCGGUUGGAGGGUGGACCGACUCGCGAUGUCUCUGGUGGGCGAUACAAGCUGGGCCCUGGUGGCGAUCCUAUGUUGACUGCACAAUCGAACGUCAAUGCAGCAGGAGAGUCGCCUAAUAUCCGAACGGGCAGUAAUGGCGGUGUGGGAUCACCUUCUCCCUCUGCAGCAGCGGCGGCGUGGAUGCCAGGACCUGAUGAUCACUCGAGAGGGCUUCUACAGGAGGACUCACCAGAGCUGGCUCAGGAAGUUCUUGCCAGUCGAACAAGCAAGACGGGCGAGGGGUUUGCGAACCUGUUUGCAGAGAUGGCUCUCGCUGCUGGCAUUGAGGAUGUCGGGGUCGUGAAGGGCUACAUCAAGGGGCCGAUGGAUGUUUUUUCGAAGGAAGUGCCUCCCACCAACCAUGCCUGGAAUGUAGUCAGGAUCAAUGGAACCUACCGCUUCAUCGACUGUUGUCUGGCCUCACCCUUCCACCCAGCCCAUUACCCGAACCGACCUCAGACUGCGUCGUCGUUUUAUUUCCUCACGUCGCCUAUGGAUCUGGUCCUGUCGCAUUUCCCUGUGUGCUUUAUGUACCAGUAUAUUACGCCGUCGAUCCCGCCACAGAUCUUUUUGCGUUUACCAUUUGUUCGACCGGCGUUUUUUGAUUUCGGGUUGAGUCUGCCAGAGUUCAAGAGGCGGACGCGGUUGGACAUUAAGGAUGAUGAGUCGAUUGAGGUUGUUAUCCGGAUUGAUGGUGGUGGACCGAGUCCCGGGUCUGUUGGAGCUGGUGCUUCUACCACUGGAGGAGGCCAUAAUUCUGUUGGCGGACAUAAUGGAGCAUUUGCAGGGUCGGUGUCUGGUCUAUUUGGUGGCGAAUGUCUGGGCCGAGGAUGUGGCGAAGGAAUCGAGUUGCGCGCCGAGGUGGAGGCGAUGACGGCUGAGGGUAGGGUGAUCAAACGACGUGCCUUGGCGCAGAUCAUGAUCUGGAAUCCGUAUCAGACUCAAGUCGCAGCAAUGACCGCUCAAGCACAGCCACAGCAACAGCCGGUCCAGUGUGGCUGUGCAUCCUCGUCGGUCAAUGUCAAUAGUUCGACUGGCGUAGCUGCGAUGGCGGCGGGUCAGCAUUAUUCUCCACACCAGCGACUGUUCUUGCCUCACCAUUGCUCUGGUAUCCGGAUUGCCAAGAUCAAGGCUGUUCUUCCUAGUGAGACUGUAGUUGGUGCUGGAGGUAUCCGAAAGGGGGUUGUCCACAUCUACGCCGGCCGCAAAGUGGAGAUGGCACCGGCGGAUGCAACACCAUACUCGCUGGCGCUAUCGCUCCCAAUCCGCCAUACGGGGACAAUGCCUAAGACGCCCUUCAACUUUGUCCUCCCUCAUUUCUCACCCUACGAGUUCUAUGUCAAGUCUCCACAGUCCGAGAUGCUGUACUACCCACACACCUACAAGUUCUGUGUCCUCUCGCUAGCAGCCCAAGGUCAAGCCACAGCAGUCUCUGCCAACGCUGUCGCGAUCGCCGAGAACGAUGCUGUCAUGGCCAUGGCAGUCAUUGCUGAAACCUCAUCUUCUAACAUGGGCGCGACAGUGGGUGGUUCCACUAAUGGCACUACUUCGCCUCGACAUAAGAAGGCGAACAAUAGUAAUGGGACUGCAGGGUCGACGGGGUCGGCGUCGAUAGCACCCAUGUAUAGACCUCAGCCUAAUGCCCAGCAGUCAUUGAGGAGUGGGUUCAACCCUCCAGCUGGAGCAAGAGGACCCUUGACGGCGACAAGCACAAGUUCGAGUAUCCCUUCCAUGUCCAGUCCACCUUCCAUGCAUCCAUCAGCAACGACAGCCAGCAUGGGAAUGUUCCGCCUCACCGGUGGCCAACACUACCCCCGUCUACACCAGCACCAGCAGUACCAUAGCCAGUACCAGAUGGGUUCUUCGAUCUCGAUGGCAUCCACGUCCUCCAUGAGUGUCAACGGCGUCCCUUCUACUUCUUCAAACACAGGAGGAGGGGUAGCGAUCCCGCGCCCAGAGAGACUAGUACUGAGGACACAGAUGAACCGGAUUUACAAGCUGGCAUAUGACCCCGUGAGGCAGUGCCAUGAGGCGGAGGUGGAGGUGAAGGAGCGGGGGAUCUGGGAGUGUGUGAGGAUGGAUGAUGGGGGUAAAAGUCGUGUCGGGCGUGAGGGUGCUAGUGGUGUUGUCAUUGCUACCUGGCGAUGCGUCUGA
Messenger RNA from Linnemannia hyalina, 4377 nucleotides. NCBI's taxonomy places the organism in Eukaryota, Fungi, Mortierellomycota, Mortierellomycetes, Mortierellales, Mortierellaceae. The record is from the annotation of a GenBank genome assembly.